This is a messenger RNA of Protopterus annectens (West African lungfish), 4990 nucleotides long. It is a transcript of the gene MYD88, whose product is annotated as MYD88 innate immune signal transduction adaptor. NCBI's taxonomy places the organism in Eukaryota, Metazoa, Chordata, Ceratodontiformes, Protopteridae. Bases 183 to 1229 code for a protein of 348 amino acids. Gene Ontology annotation, cellular component: plasma membrane. The transcript has 5 exons. Gene Ontology annotation, molecular function: Toll-like receptor binding; TIR domain binding. Gene Ontology annotation, biological process: MyD88-dependent toll-like receptor signaling pathway; innate immune response; defense response to Gram-positive bacterium. The record is from RefSeq and is a predicted model, not a curated record.
CAUUUCCGUGGUCAACAACUUCCGAAGAGCCGGACGAACUUUCCCCAACGAUUUUUAAUAUUUUUCUUCGCGUUUGAUUUUUAACUAUAUUUUUAUACUGCUUUUUCUUUUUUUAACACUAUAACAGUUAGUGCGAAUAAUCUGGAGUUGGAAAAACAGAAUCACUGGUCAUCAUUGAAGACAUGUUACAGCAGUUAAAGUGCAGGUCUGAAAGGUUGUUUGCUAAAUUGACAGAAGCGGACACUACGCAGACUUCUGGACAUCAGCAAACUCGGACUUGUCAGAGUAUGGCUAAGCCAAGCAGCAGUCCUAAGACCAGUAGAAGUGGAAGUAAAACUCCUAAAUCCAGAAGUAGUAUUGAUUUUAAUUCAGUACCCCUAAUCGCUCUCAAUAUGGGCGUGAGGAAGAAGUUUUCGCUGUACUUGAACCCAGAAACUUCAGUGGCGGCGAACUGGAUGGCUCUGGCAGAAGAGAUGGGCUUUGAUUACUUGGAAAUAAAAAAUUAUGAGCGGGAAGAGAACCCGACGAUGAAAAUUUUGGAAGACUGGCAGGCACGGUGUACAAAGGGGGGGAGUGUUGGACUGCUGUUAGAUUUCCUGCGAAAGAUUGAGAGAGACGAUAUUCUGACUGAUCUGUCUCGGUUCAUUGAGGAAGAUUGCAGGAAGUAUUUUGAAAGAGAGAAACUGGAGAAGAUGGAGAUGCAGAAGAAGAAGAAUCAGCCGGUACAGGUACAUACUGUAGACAGCAGUGACAUACGUACACCGGAACUGCAAGGCAUUACUACCAGAGAUGAUCCAGCAGGAGGCAUGCCUGAGUUGUUUGAUGCCUUCAUCUGUUACUGCCGAGCUGACAUUUCUUUUGUCCAUGAGAUGAUCAAGCAAUUGGAGCAGUCCAGCUUCAGACUAAAGUUGUGCGUUUUUGACAGAGACGUCCUCCCAGGAACAUGUGUAUGGACCAUCACCAGUGAGCUCAUUGAGAAAAGGUGUAAGAGGAUGGUGGUAGUCAUUUCAGAUGACUACCUCGACAGUGAUGAAUGUGAUUUCCAAACAAAGUUUGCACUAAGCCUCUGCCCAGGUGCUCGUCAAAAGAGACUUAUUCCUGUCAAGUACAAGUCUAUGAAGAAAACAUUCCCCAGUAUUUUGCGGUUCAUCACAGUGUGUGAUUACACCAAUGAGUGCACAAAAGCUUGGUUCUGGACUAGACUUGCAAAAGCUCUGUCCCUUCCCUGAAUGGAGGAGGCCCAAUUGUACGCUCAUGUGCAUCCAUACCUUAUCUCAAGAGACUUCUAGUUGUGAUGUACUCUGUAGCAGUUAUGAAUUUGAAACAGCUGUUACAUUUUUUGAGCGUGACUUUUGAAAGGGUUUCAGUCAGGAGAGCCUGUGAUUGAAGAAAGUUUAUGCCUUUUUUUCAACUUAAGGCAUUCUCGCAUACCAUCCAGGGUAUUGUUCAAAUUUGUGACAGAUACAGCCAAUAUUAUUUUGCUGCCCUGACUAAAGAAAAGUACUUUUAUGAGACAGACUACACAAAACAGUGAAAACAGUAUAAACAACUUAGGUUAUAUUCACAAAAAUAAUUUUCUAUGUUUAUAUAAAAUGUCAAAAAUUGUAUCAAGUGUACAUUACAACUGUUGCUGUAACUACUGUAGAAAGGCAUUGUGCAUGAAGUUUGGAAUCAAUAGUUCGCACCAGUUGUCGGUUCUACUUUUUCAAAAUGUGAGUAGAUCAGUAUGUGAAUGUCUUUUAUUCAUUCCAACAUUCAAAACAGUAGUGGGAUUCUUAGGAAAAAAAUGAUUUAACUUCCCAGUAGAAAAAUAUAUAUUAUUUUGCCAAACUGUACAACAGCAUAUAUUUUCCAGCAUUUUUGUUCUGUAGCAUCACUGCAGGCAAGUUUGAAAUCCAAGUGUCGCAUUGACAUCACUGCAUUGUGUGGAAAACAGUGCAGUCUGCAGUUUUAUUUUAAUAAUUAAGAGAGCAGAUUGAACCAAAUGUAAGGGAAAUGAAAGUGACACUAAUCCAGCGUUUGGAAAGUGAAACAACUAAAUAUUUACAUCAGCUCUUUUUAUUGGCUGUUCAUCUGCAUUUGUGUAGAAAUUCCAAAAUGACAUUCUGUUGUAUUAGCAAAAAGGAUGUUAAUAUUUUAGAUCAUUAUUACUCAUCUGUGGUUGGUGGAGGGAACAUGAGCCAGUUUCUGUUUCUCUUCAUAAGCAAUUUUUAUGCAGAGGAAGGGAAAAUCUUGAGCUUAAAAAAGUAAGAGCAAGAUUUGUCUUGAUCACAUGUUAUGUCAACCAUGUAUGUCAGUAUUUGUAGCUAAAGCUGCCAUCGGCAGAGCAGAACAGUUAGCAGUGUGGUACAGAUAAGGGAUAAUUCUUGAUGGCUAUUCCGUGUACAUGUGGAUUUUACAGUUUUGAGGCAGCAUGGUGUGUUCAUGUAUUACCCUUGUAAGUGAAAAAGUUUGUGUUGUGCCAUUUUUUUUAAUUACCGGAUUUAUUAGACUGGCCAUUCUAGGUAGGAACGAAAGAACUGCUUGUAAUAAAAAAGAAGGUGGGAUUAAAUCUUAGCAGAAUGCCCCUAAUGAAAGUAACAUCUCCAUCAGACAGCACAUUGUGUAAAAGUCUUCUGUUAUUGUUUACAGCCACCACUGUCACCUUUAUCUAGAGCAGGGGUGUCCAACCUUUUUAGCUCAGGGGCACUUACCGUAUUUGACAGGUUUGGGGAGACUCAUCACCAUAAUGUGAUUUCUAUACCAACCAUAGUCAAAGGUGCACAUCAGUCAUGGAACAAAAAACUAACACUGGUGGUGUCAGAUUCACUUAAACAUGCAACUUACAAGUUUAACAUUAACAAAUUGUAUCCUUGCUACAACACUGCAAAUAUAAUAGUGGAAAUGCACAUGAAAGCAGUUUUCAAAAUGUUAUAACUGUGCAAAUCUAGAUGAAGGUUUACCAAAAACCUAUUAUGACAAAUGCCAGAAGAUAAAAUGAAAAACAUCAGAAGUACUGAACCAAGGCCUUCGUUUAUAAUUACAAAACCGAACAUCAGUGCAGGCAGGGGGAAAAAAAAACAGUGCAGGUGGGAAGAAACCAACAUCCGUACAGUCGGGGAAAAGAAACAACAUCAUUAUAGUUGGGGAAAAAAAAACAUCAGAGCAGAUGGGGGGGGGGGAUCAACAUCAGUACAGGUGAAGGGAACUGAUCUGUGUCACAACUGAAGAUGAAGAGAAAGAAAAAUGUAAUUCUGAUAAUCCUCCACUUCCAAUUGGUCAUGCACAUCAAUUCUACCACACGCAAGCUAAGUACAGGUGAAAAACUUGAACAGUAUCAGAAAUGCAUAGAAAAAAUUUGUCUGAAACAACCCCCCCUUCAGCAAUUGGUUAUGCAGAUCAACUAUAACACAAUUCUAGCAUUCACUCAACAAAAACAUGCUAAUUCAGAAUGACUCAUCUAACUUGUAAUGACUGUAAUUAUGUUUGUAAAUACCUCACUCAAAUGAAAACAUAUGCAGGGAAUGUUAAAUUAUAGAAGAAUAUUCACACUUAACCUAACACAUACAUACCAGUCAGUAAAUUACAUGGAUUCAACCCCCCAUACCAAAUAUAGCAGAUUACUAUUUGAUAAUUAAUGUUGCUCACACACAAACAGAGGGGAAAGUAGAAAUAAUUCUCUCUCAAAUAUGCAGUCUUUGCAUAUUCCACAUGCAUCAUUCAAAGAAUUAUACAAAAAUCCCCCCCCCCCCCUUGGAACUCAAGCAACCGACAAAAAAAAAUCGAGGAAAUACAGUACAAUUUUCAUGUGUUGCACUUUCUGUUUUCACCCUGCAGAAACAUACGUUAUGUUUUAGAGUUUUAGAGUUUGGAAAGGAAGAUAGGAAUAAAUUCCCUUACUCCCCAACCUGAGAACAGGUCAAACCAAACAAAUAGUAAUAGGGUACAGUAUCAGUCAGGCCUUUUUUUAAAAGUAAUUCUUAAACAACCAGAAGCUACAGUUAUCUGGCAUCUACCAAUCCCCAUGGGUGCCGAUUAAUUGAGAGUUUACUGCAAUUAACUAUUUCUCCCUAAAAAUCAAAAACAGAGGUACAGGCCUGGUAUCAUAGCACAUGAUGUUUCAAAUUGCAUUCCUGAUAGCUCUGUGCAUCUUACUUAAGACCAAGAAUGAGUGAUAAAACAAAAAUAACUGGGUGAGAAAACAAAGACCAAAACCUAGAACAGAUUGUAAAUAUUUCAUAUACUUAGAGACAGUAGUAGAGCAGGUUUUCCAUUAGCAUGUAUUUUCUGAAGGGUAUUACAUCUGAAACUCAGAUGCCUGCCAUUAUUGCCUAGAAAGUCAUAUAUUUCACAAUGAACACAAAAAAAAGAUGUAAAAUGAGGAAGUUUUCCGAGUAUAUCGGUCAAACUAUUACAAAAGGUUAAAAAUGCAGGAAGAAGCUUUAAUCAGCCUUCCUAUUACUGAAAACACACACACACAUGCAUAGACAGUAAAGGCAGUCUGUCCCACAGAUAGUAUUUACAUAUCAAAGUAUACUCUGACAUGCUGAACAGCCAGGGAGGGGGGGGAAAUGGCACUUCAUUUUGAAAACAAAUGCAGACACUGCUCUCUCAACCUUGCACAGUAAAGCACAAAUUGAGACAGAUUGGGGGGGGGGGGUUAGAAAGGCCCAAAAUCAGGGCCCACUACACUAACUCACUUAAAGUUAAUGGAACAGGUUUGAUGUCAAUAUACAUUUUCCAAACAAGUAUGACAAUGUAUGGGUAGGGGGCACAAAGGCCCCAAAUCAGGGACCACUACAAUAGUUCACUUAAAGUUAAUAGAAAAGGUUUGAUGUCGACACGUAUUUUUCCGAACAAUUCUGACGUUUGGUAUCGCUGACUGGAAUCAUCAGUGUCUUUUUUUAUAAUCUUUGUUAACCACGUAAGCCAAAAACGCUGAACACAGAGUAAACAAAUGGAACUGGAAGAAAUCAAACCUGGUACUCUUAACUAAAAAAAAAAAAAACAA